AUGGACGAAUUGGGCUACAAGCUUGACCGCCUGGAUUUGCACAAGGGCUUUUUCGACUACGGUAUGGACUCGUUGGAGCUGAUUCGAGUGCGAAAUCGCUUGAGCAGCUCCUUCCGUUUGGAUCUUCCUGCCACCUUGUUGUUGGACUUCCCCACGGUGAAGGACUUGGCGGAUCAGCUGGACCGUGAUCGUGGGAUAGGUGACCUCGUGGAGUCGCUCUCUGCAGAGUCCGAUGACAGUGAGGCGGAGCAGGAAGUCUCGGGCUGGGAGGGCGUCACGCCAACGGAGCUCCUGGAACUUCAAGAGAAGUUCAUGGCCGCCUACAAGGAGCCAUUCUACCAGAAGCAGUUCUCUGAGCUUGCUCGAAAAUGCUAUCCAGACAUGAUGCGCUACAUCCUGGCGAUCGAAGAGAUCCUGGUGCAGGUGGAAGGGCCACUUCUUUUAGAGUUUGGCCUCAUUGAUUCUCUGGACUGGCAGACAGUGCAGAUUGGUCGCAGUCACAUGACUGCCACGCAGGUGAAAUACUGGAAGGAUUUCCCGGAGGCGUUCCGCUUGUUCCUUCCCGACCCCUUUGGGACCCGCGCGGCGGGGCAGGACAUCGUGCUGUGUGGUGCUUUGUGGCGGGUCAAAGGUGAAGUCACCAUGAGGACCUUGCUCACGGAGGAAUCUGUGAAGGUGCCCAAAGGGUGCAAGAUCACGGUGAAGUCCAAGAUCGUUGAGGUCACUGGCAAGCAUGGCAGCUUGAAGAGAGACUUUAAGCACCUCCCCAUCGAGCUUUUCUUGGCCAAUGGUGGCAAGAAGGUUGUCGCACGGAUGUACUUCGCCAAGAGCAAGCAGUGCUCCAUGCUGAACACUGUAUGCAGCCACAUUUCCAACCUCUUUGAGGGUGUGACCAAGAAGUUCGAGUACAAGAUGCGCCUGGUCUAUGCGCACUUCCCCAUCAACGUGAACAUCGUCAGCGGUGGCAAGACCAUCGAGAUCCGAAACUUCUUGGGCGAGAAGAUGGUGCGAACGGUGCACAUGCUGCCGGGUGCGACUGUUGAAAAGAGCGCCAACACCAAGGAUGAGAUCCUGGUGACCAGCACCGACAUUGACUUGGCCGGUCGUUCUGCCGCCCUGAUCCACCAGUCGUGCUUGUGCAAGAAGAAGGAUAUCCGAAAGUUCUUGGACGGUAUCUACGUGAGCUCGCACGGAGUCAAGGAGGACUGA
This is a messenger RNA of Durusdinium trenchii, 1209 nucleotides long. NCBI's taxonomy places the organism in Eukaryota, Dinophyceae, Suessiales, Symbiodiniaceae. The record is from the annotation of a GenBank genome assembly.